AUGGCUCAGAAGGAGAGAUUAUUCCAUUCCCUUCCUCAAGCCAUCAGUGAUGAGCGAUACAAAAAAGUGAGCUCAGAUCUCGAUUAUCAUAUAAGGAAAAAGAAAACUAAAACCACUCCACAUUUGCCAAUCUUGUUAGACGAGAGCGGCACGCAGUUCGUAUCAGAUUCACAGAAAGCAAUGGGUCUGGGCAAAUAUUUUGCAAGCGUCUACUCCGAUACUAAUACAAGUGAGGACAUGGAUCACUUCACUCAUUUCCUACUUGACGAUACUCAACGAGAACCGACGCUUUAUUGCAUGUCUGGUCUCACCACACUAGCCGUAUAUCCACGUAAAGGAAAACGAUACAUGCACGUGAUUCUCGUUGACGAAGAUGUGUGGAUCCUGCUGGUUCUGAAUUCAAUUGAUAAGGUACUGCAUAUAAAUGCUAUCUGGGGAGUUCUGGAGUUGCGGCGCUACCUUGAUAAGUUGGGUUAA
This is a messenger RNA of Ostertagia ostertagi, 477 nucleotides long. Lineage: Eukaryota; Metazoa; Nematoda; Chromadorea; Rhabditida; Trichostrongylidae. The record is from the annotation of a GenBank genome assembly.